Messenger RNA from Arachis stenosperma, 1143 nucleotides. RefSeq names its product dual specificity protein phosphatase 1-like. The record is from RefSeq and is a predicted model, not a curated record. Gene Ontology annotation, biological process: protein dephosphorylation; negative regulation of MAPK cascade. Gene Ontology annotation, cellular component: cytoplasm. Gene Ontology annotation, molecular function: protein tyrosine/threonine phosphatase activity; MAP kinase tyrosine/serine/threonine phosphatase activity. The transcript has 6 exons. Lineage: Eukaryota; Viridiplantae; Streptophyta; Magnoliopsida; Fabales; Fabaceae. Bases 309 to 848 code for a protein of 179 amino acids.
AUUUUUGAGUUUUGAUAGGUGAGUCAUUCAUUUUCCGUUUUCCGAUUCCUGUGGUGUGUAUCAACCUUCUGGAAUCUUCCACGUUUUACAAUACAUGCUUUCGUUCCCUACAAUGUGUAACGCUGCUAUUGUGGGAUAAUCACUCGGCCUCCAUUUUCUUUCUUUCUUUUUUGUUCUUUAUGAAGCUGCCUACACAUUGAUUUUAUUCGCGCAUCAAAUAGCGUUCGCAUCUUCAUUUGUUUCUCGUGAGCAUGUAAUUGGUGACUAUCUCAUCCCAUGUUUGAAGGUCAAAACAAAUUCUCAGGGGGAUGGCCACUUCUUCGGUUGUGGAUGAAUUUGAUGAAUCCAUGAAGAAACAGAUAUCAUCCCUUUUGCGGGUUAUGAGUUUAGUUAAAUCCUUCAAAGAGGAUAACACGCCUUGCAAAAUUGACGAGGGUUUGUUUUUAGGUUCCAUUGGCACUGCAGCUAACAAGAAUGCAUUGAAAAGCUUGAAUGUUACUCACAUUCUGACUGUUGCUGGUAAACUGCCACCUACAAAUCCUGGGGAUUUUGUCUACAAAGUUAUCAACGUUGCUGACAGAGAUGACGUUGACUUGAAACAAUACUUCAAUCAGUGCUUUGAUUUUAUCGAGGAUGCCAAAAUGCAUGGUGGAGGUGUUUUGGUUCACUGUUUUGCAGGAAAAUCAAGGAGUGUGACUGUGGUUGUUGCGUAUCUGAUGAAGACUCGUGGAAUGAGCUUAUCAGAAGCUCUGCAGCAUGUAAAGAGUAGACGACCACUGGCAUCUCCAAAUCCUGGAUUCAUCCGUCAGCUGGAAGACUUUGAAAAAUCGCUUCAAGUUACAAAUUGAAAGUGGAUAGAAUGAACAUCGCAUUGGUUGGAUCCCAUUUGUUUCUGGAAGACAUUGAAGUGUCCUGAACUUGAUGAUGUGAUAUCUCAAGAUACAGUAGAGAAGAUAUUUACUGUAAAUAGCAAUCACGUUCACGUGAACACAAGGCCGGGUCUAGAGAAGAGAAGUGAUUCACUCUAGAUUACUGGAACUACAACUUCAUAUUCAUAUUUCUAUUCAGGUAUGCAAGUCCCAUUUGAGAAGAUGGAUUCUGGUUACGUUCAUCAGCCUAUUCAUUUUCCAUGAAAUCUUAGAA